Molecule: messenger RNA, 1779 nt
Organism: Chelonia mydas (Green sea turtle)
Lineage: Eukaryota; Metazoa; Chordata; Testudines; Cheloniidae
Gene: MSX1
Product: msh homeobox 1
Exons: 2
Coding region: 122-1021 (299 amino acids)
Biological process (GO): regulation of transcription by RNA polymerase II; embryonic morphogenesis
Cellular component (GO): nucleus
Molecular function (GO): DNA-binding transcription factor activity, RNA polymerase II-specific; RNA polymerase II transcription regulatory region sequence-specific DNA binding
Source: RefSeq, a predicted model, not a curated record
AAAGUGCCCAACGCCCCGAAAGCGACGCGAAGGAGUCGCUGCUGCACUGGCUGGUCACAACCCCCAUGAACGGCGGCUGCCGCGGCUCAGCGCUCAGGUCGGGAAGGAGGACUGCCUCUGCAUGGCCCCCGGUGUUGAUAUGACUACUGUACAGCUCGGGGUCAAAAUCGAGGAGUCUCCUGCGUCUGCUUUCAGCAAGCCCAGCAGCUGCAUCCAGGCGAGCGUGGCGGCGAUGGGAGGAGAGGAGGAGGGUGACAAGCCCAAAGUGUCCCCGUCCCUCCUGCCUUUCAGCGUGGAGGCGCUCAUGGCUGAUCACAGGAAGCCGGGGGCCAGAGAGAGCAUCGCCACCAGCCCCGAAGGGGCAGUGCCCCAGGCUGCUGGGACUUCCACUCAUCAGACCCUCAGUCCCAGGGCGGGAUCCUUAUCGGUGGCAGCAGAGACGCCGGCUUCCCCGCUGCAGAUCAACAGCCAUUUUCCUGCCGGGGGACUAGUAAAAUUGCCCGAAGAUGCACUUGUCAAAUCGGAAAGCCCCGAGAAGCAAGAGAGGACGGCCUGGAUGCAGAACGCCAGGUUCUCCCCACCUCCCCCUAGGCGGCUGAGCCCCCCGGCCUGCACCCUGCGCAAGCACAAGACCAACAGGAAGCCUCGGACCCCGUUCACCACGGCGCAGCUGCUGGCCCUGGAGAGGAAGUUUCGGCAGAAGCAGUAUCUGUCCAUCGCCGAGCGAGCGGAGUUCUCCAGCUCGCUGAGCCUCACCGAGACCCAGGUGAAGAUCUGGUUCCAGAACCGGCGCGCCAAGGCCAAGAGACUACAGGAGGCCGAGCUGGAGAAGCUGAAGAUGGCAGCCAAGCCCAUGCUGCCCCCGGCCGCUUUCGGCAUCUCCUUUCCUCUGGGCGGCCCGGCGGUGGCGGGCGCUUCCCUGUACGGAGCCUCCAGCCCCUUCCAGCGGGCAGGGCUGCCAGUGGCGCCCGUGGGACUGUACACGGCUCACGUGGGAUACAGCAUGUACCACCUCACAUAGAGCGCAGCGGGGCACACGGAACCCACCCGACAGCAGCCUGGCUGGGGCGCCCCCUCCCUCAAAAGCCAGCGGGCCAGCUCCUGUCCCUGCCUAGCCAUCUUGUCCCCACCAACCCUCAGCUUGGCUUUCAAGCGCCCCCCCCCCCGCCCCUGUCCCUGCAUCUCUCGCCCCGGUUCCACGCUCCUCACACUCUGCGAAGUUCCUAACAGCCCCUUUGCAGAGACUUCCAGCCACCGGGCUCCACGGUCAAGUCUGGCUUUGUUUGCCUCGUUUAGCUCUUUAUUCUUCGGCACCCUCCCUGCGUUUAAACGUUGAUCCGAUCUCGCCAGUGGUUUCCACAAGCUGCUCCUCCCUCAGUACCCCAAACCAGGAGAAACCGAAAACAUCAACCAUCCUUCCAGCUCAGACAAGGGGCCGUGGCUCCAAGCCCUGUGAUUCCUUCCCAGGUUAAUUCCGAGACAUGCAGGCAGAGCUAAGAGUUGGGGAUAGACCACUGCGUUAUUUGGGAAGGGUUGGCUUGGAAUUGAAAUGACAAAGGCUGAAUGCCAGGAACACUUUUCUCUCUCUUACGCAAGAAAGAGACAAAAUGUACAGUAGUCUCUCCGUAUUCAUUUAACAGCGCUGUCUGUUAUCUGUGUUUCUUCCUCCAACAGCUCCUUUGGAAGGGGCCCUGUGUACUAUGUAAUAUACUGUAUAUUUGAAAUUUUAUUAUCAUUUAUAUUAUAGCUAUAUUUGUUAAAUAAAUUAAUUUUAAGCUA